Messenger RNA from Alligator sinensis (Chinese alligator), 5344 nucleotides. RefSeq names its product microtubule associated serine/threonine kinase like (gene MASTL). The coding region runs from base 1726 to 4275 and encodes 849 amino acids. The transcript is spliced from 13 exons. Gene Ontology annotation, cellular component: nucleus. Lineage: Eukaryota; Metazoa; Chordata; Crocodylia; Alligatoridae. Gene Ontology annotation, molecular function: protein serine/threonine kinase activity; ATP binding. Gene Ontology annotation, biological process: intracellular signal transduction; peptidyl-serine phosphorylation. The record is from RefSeq and is a predicted model, not a curated record.
UGUGUUUAAAUUUUCUGUAUUGUAGCUAGUGUAAAUCAUUCAAUAAAAGCCUCUACCUUGAAUUUGUUGUUAGGGAAUAUCAAACGUUUGAUAUUUUUCAUUGCUGAAGCAGUUUGGUGCCUUAGUUUGCAAUGACUUAUCCUUCUUGAUACAGAGUGUAUGCAAAAUGGAUUUAUUUCUAAGGUGUAUUUGAAACAUUUCCAAACUAGUCGGCCUUAUGUCUACACUGUCUUGUUUCACACAUGGAUUGACCUGUCUUGCUGUAUGUGUGCCUUCUGCUGUUCUAGUCAACUUAAUGGGAUGUAACAUCUCUUUAACAGCUGGUGGGUAACUAGGGGUGUGUCUUUUCAGUUCCAACAGUCCUGUCCUUAAUGCUUGUGCCUAACCUUUUCAAAGAUCCUGGACUCGAUUGCCUCGUUUGGAGUGUUUCGUGUCCAGUCCCAUCUCAUUGGCAAGCAGACAUCUAGAGGGCACUGCCAUUGGAAAUAGAGGGGGGACACCUUUGGAAGUUAAUGCAGUGCCAUGCCAAAGUGAAUGAACCCAGAGAAGGCAUCUACAAAAACCAGAACAGGACCUGGUAGUGCUUCUCUUCUCUGUCUAUGCUGUAAACUAAAUUGCAUUUUAGUAAGAAGUGACAUCAGGGAACCCAGAUGUCCUGGACAGCCAUCAAGACUAUAUUGCAAGAUCCCAACAAACUUGGAAUAACACCCUUAUACCAGGGAGUCUGACAGGAGAACUGCCAGCACAGGCAAGAAUGACAGCUGUUGAUGAUGCAUAAGGACCUAGCUGUCAACAGCUGUACUGAAGCCACUCGGGAAGCGUCCUAUCAACCCUGCUGAAAACUACUGUUAUCCUUAGGGUUGCAGUGCCAAUAAAUAUUAUGUGCUGUAUUGCAGUAGAUCUGCAGUCAUGUAUUUAAACUACCACUUUUGGGUGUUGGUUGUUUGACAGUGUUGGGUGGACCUAGGGCCCUCUUAAGAGUAUAAGAACUGCCAUACUGGGUUAGACCAAAGGGCCAUCUAGUAGAUGCUCCAGAUGUGUACAGGAAAAGGAGAGGGUGGUCAGAGGUGCAGAGUAAUCUGUCCCAUGCCACACCCUCCUAAGUACCAGCAGUCACAGAUUUAGAGAUGUCCUAAGUCUGAAUAUACAUCCCUGACUGUUAUGGUGAGUAGCCCUUACUAGACCUGUCCUCCAUGAAUUUGGACUUUUCUAUGCUCUUUGGCCUCCACAUUGUCCUGUGGCAACAAAUAUGUUACAGCCACACAACUUCCUUUUGCUUGUUUUAAUUUGCCUGAUUAUUUCAGUGGGUGUCUCUUAGUUCUUGCCUCCCUUUCUGCUUGGCAUUAACUGCCCCUCCCCCAGUUUGCCCUGUAUGAUGGAGACUAAAACAUUUGAUACUGUUAUAUUUCUGCAGUAUCAAGUCUCACCAAUACCAUAAUCAGCUACUAGUUUUCACGUUCAUAUCCUUUUCCCCUCCUCCAUUACAAAGCUGCUUGCUUCUUGCACUCCCAUCACUCAAAAUGGAGUAUGCAGGCACUUGAAAGUAAAUUAUUCCAUUUCUUAUACAGGACCAACAGUCCUCUGCUUUCCCCAAGAUACAGGGGGUUGUGGAGAAUUAAACUGGGAAAUGGCUAUCCAUCUUGAAGGAACCAAGGGGAGCAGCUGAAAAUGACAUGUCAAAAUUGUGGGGAAAGAAAUGUUUUACCAUUAUGAAGACUACAUGGAAUGAGACAACAAGUAGUCAAAAAAGCAGAUAUGAUCAAUAAAAACAUGGUUCACCAGGUCCAGGCAGAGAGAGAUGCUUUGGCUCUCAGCAAAAGCCCCUUUGUUGUGCACUUAUAUUACUCACUUCAGUCAGCUAAUAACAUCUACUUGGUGAUGGAAUAUCUUAUUGGUGGAGAUGUCAAAUCUCUUCUACACAUAUAUGGAUAUUUUGAUGAAGAAAUGGCAGUAAAGUAUAUUUCUGAAGCGGCCCUGGCUCUUGAUUAUCUUCACAGGCAUGGGAUAAUCCAUAGGGACCUGAAGCCAGAUAAUAUGCUGAUUUCCAAUGAGGGCCAUGUAAAAUUGACAGACUUCGGGCUCUCCAGGGUUACUCUGAACAGAGAGAUAAACAUGAUGGAUAUCCUAACUACACCAUCCAUGGCAAAGCCGAAGCAAGACUAUUCACGUACUCCAGGACAGGUGUUGUCUCUCAUCAGUUCUCUGGGUUUUUACACCCCGAUUGGAGGCAAGGUGCAAGGACCUACCUCAAGUUCCAUGUCUGACACUUCACAACUUUCUCAAGGAUUAGUUUCUUCCACUUCUGUGGGUCAAAAGGAAUAUACCCCUGUUUCGAGUAAACAGCUCAAGUCAUGUCUUGAUACUGCUGCCUUAAAUCCUGGGAUGCCAGUGAGGAGUUUAACUCCAUCUCUUCUUCAAGCUAGAAAAAGGUUUGGUACCUCUAGUGCCAGUAGCCACUCACGCACACGUCUGUCCAGUCUGGAAUCGGAAUGCUGUAGCAGUCCCAGGUGGGAGAAAGAUGCAGAGGGAACUGAAGAUGCAUCAUGUUCUGCAACAAGCAAAGUAAAUAAGGAAUCGGAGAAGCUUCUUAAUAUGGAAUUGUUGCAUGCCAAAGAUGCUAAAACGUUAAAGACAAAGGAACUUGAGUCUGUUAUCUCUCCAAUUGGUAGCAAUGACUCUGGCAAAAGGCAUGAGGCAAGAAUUGAGCAUUCUGAUAUAAUUGACACUGCUGUGAUAGCAGUAGACAUGAAAGAUCUAGUCAGGAAAUGUCUUUCUGAAAAUAAGGCUUGGGAAGAAAAGUGUGCUUCAGAUAAAACUGGUUUGACAAAGGAAACAGCAAAAGCAUCCCAUUCAUGGUUGGUUGAUCCCAUCAAAGAGGAGGAUAUUCUUGAAAAGCCAGGUAUAAAAAGAGGCUUUCAGCAAGUUGACACCAGUCCUUGUCAAGAACUUAACCAAGUCAAAAAAAGCAAUGCCGAAUACAAACGUGGUUGUCAAAUUUCAGAAUACCAGGAAAACCAGAACACAGGUUUAACAACAGAAAUUCAGUCCUUAAUGCUUUCAAGUGAUGGAGGCCUGUGGAAGACCUGUAAAAGUGGUGAAUUAAAAGCUAAAGACAUUAUCUGUAGGCAGCAAACAUCAGAAAAAUCAGCCACACCAUUAAUAGCAAAGAACCUUAUGCAUGAUUUGGAUGUAGAUUAUGAAAAAGAUGAUAAAAAGGAAUAUAUGAACUCUAGUUUCUUAGGUACUGAUGAUGAGAAACCUCUUGGAAUCUUGAGUGUGGACUCUGAUGUAUCCCUCCCUGAGAUGUCUGUUACAGAGAGCCAUUUAGAAAAGCAGCUUUCAGAUCUGGAUAAGAGUAUUAAAGACCUUUCCUUUGAGGAGUCAAAAACUGAAGCCAUGUUAGUAGCAUCACCAUGUUGCCAAGAUACUUCAAGAGGUGAGGAAGAACAUAUCCAGGAGAGCAAGCCUUUACAACAUGAACAUGAUACUGACCUAAAAUGCUUAGCUGAACCUCAUAUUGAUGUGUCUUCUCCUUCAGAGGAGAUGAUGAAAACAUUGGCUCUCCUUAAAAAAAAUGUUGUUGCUUUUCGAAGUUAUAACAGUCCAAUUAAUGUGUCCAAUGCAUCUGAGCCAUCGAGAAUUAGCAUGGCUUCUUUAGAUGUAGUGGAUGUUUCACCUGCCUGUAGUGGCUCUUAUCCCAUGGCUAUAACACCAGCACAAAAAGGAAGAUCAUAUAGGGCUUAUCAGACGCCUCACGGAGGAGAUGCUGAUACACCAUAUAGGACUCCAAAGAGUGUAAGAAGAGGGGCUGCCCCCAUGGAAGGUGAACGUAUUUUGGGAACUCCAGACUACCUGGCACCUGAACUGCUGUUAGCAAAGCCUCAUGGGAUUCUGACCUGUGGUUCUGCAGUAGAUUGGUGGGCUCUUGGAGUUUGUUUGUUUGAGUUUUUAACAGGAAUUCCACCCUUUAAUGAUGAAACACCACAACAAGUCUUCCAAAAUAUUUUGAAAAGAGAUAUUCCUUGGCCUGAGGGUGAAGAGAAGUUAUCCAUGAAUGCCCAAAAUGCAAUAGAUAUUCUUUUAACUAUUGACACUACAAAGAGAGCUGGACUAAAGGAGCUGAAGCAUCACCCCCUUUUUGCAGGAGUAGACUGGGAUAAUCUGCAGAAUCAAGCGAUGCCUUUCAUACCUCAACCAGAUGAUGAAACGGACACUUCUUACUUUGAAGCUAGGAAUAAUGCUCAGCACCUAACUGUGUCUGGAUUUAGCUUAUAAGAAGAAAAUGAAACUCUGUCCAUGGUUUUGCACACUUCUAUCUUCCCAUUUAACAGUAGGUUGGUUUUGGUUUUCUUAUCAAGCGUACUUUUAAGGGGGAAAAAAAAAAUCGGUCUACUUUUAAAUUGUUGUGUCCAUUAUUAUAGAACUAAACUACUGUAUAGAAAGGUAAUUAGUUCCAAAUGACUUUUUUUAUUUAUCCUACUUACUGCACCUUAUUUAGAAGUCUGAAUAUUAUGUUUGUAAAGUUAAUGGCACUUUCACACAUGGCGUUUCUGCUGCCGAGGAAUACUUUCAAUUUGUGGUGGGUUAUUCUGCAAUGAAAUAGAGCAGAGUAGGGGGACAUAAAUGUAGCUUAAUUGUUUAAAUUUAAUUUAUCCAUUGUGGCUCAAUAGAUUAGUAGUCACAUUUGGGAUUGGUGAUUGUUGGACCAGUUUCAAGAUGCAUAGAGAAAUCAAAGUUUCUCUCAGUGCAGUGUCAAAACACCUAAUCCCUUGGUGCUAGUCCUUUAAACGGGAUGAAAUUUCUAGAUGUUUUAACAAUGUUAAGUCACUUACAUUGACUGUUCUGCUGCUGAGUUACUGGUGUUAGAAACUUUAGUGAACUUUUACUAUCAGUAUCACUUUUCCUAGCUUAAAUGGGCCAGGGAAUAAAAGCUUGUGGAAGCUGUUUAAAUUGUCAUGCUGAAUGUGUUGUUGCAGGAUGGAUUAAACCAUGUGUAUUUUAGCAAUUAUUUGUUUUAAUAGAAAAGUCUAAGUGCAUGUAUUUGGCCUCUUUCCUAUGUCAUGUAGUGCCAUAAAAAAUGAUGUUUGCCAAUCAAAACAGGAUUUGCUGAAAAAGAAGAUGCUAUGAAUUAAAGUCUAUAUUUCAAAUUGAUUAAUUUGACAGCUUCACCAUAAAUUAGAUUCAGUAAAACUUGAAUUUCAAUUAGGGCUUAAUGAGGGAUAAGCCCUAUAUUUUUUCCAAUAUAUUAAAACUAUAUGUUGAUUUUAAUGUUAGAUUGUGGAGAUUACUGUUAUAUUUCUUAUUGUCCCUUACUGCUAAAUGUCUCUACUGCUGUUGAAACUGC